AGUGGAGGCUAUCAAGUCACCGAGUUUGCCGUAAGGAAAGAACAGAGCCUUGGAAAACAGUGCAGUGCAAAAUGGGCGUCGAUAUAAUCGAACUUUUCAGUAGACCUGCAAAGGAUCCUGUUAUGGCUAGCUCUUUUCCAAUGAUGAACUCGGGAUGGACUGUGACAGUUAUUCUGGUCGUCUAUUUAGCAUUUGUGCUAAAACUGGGUAGAAUCUUUAUGCAGAACCGCAAUCCAUACAAUAUCAAGAACGUAAUGCUGGUCUAUAACGUGCUGCAGGUGAUCUACAAUGUCAUACUGUUUCUUUAUGGACUCGAUAUGAUACUCAUCAAUCCAGUAUACAAUAUACGGUGUAUAGAAGUGCUGCCCCUGGAUCACCCCUUCAAGCCAACUGAGCGGACUUUGGCAUAUUUGUACUUCUUGAACAAAGUAAUCGAUCUGUUGGACACAGUGUUCUUUGUGCUGCGCAAGAGCUACAAACAGAUCACGUUUCUGCAUGUGUAUCAUCAUGUGCUGAUGGUUUCCAGCACGUACUGGAUAUUACGUAUAUAUGGUGGCUCUGGCCAGUUCCAUGUGAUGGGCACAUUGAAUACCUUUGUGCAUUCCGUUAUGUAUUCCUAUUACUUCAUUUCCGCCUUGAGUCCGGGCCUCAAGAGCAGUCUUUGGUGGAAGAGAUACAUUACCGAAAUUCAGCUAAUCCAAUUUGUGAUAAUACUUGCUCAAUCAUUGAUCGUGCUCAUAUUCAAUCCGAGCUGCCAGUUUCCCAUCUUUUUGCAGUAUGUGCAACUCACUCAGGCAACGGUCAUGAUCAUUUUGUUUGGCAAAUUUUACAUCAAUUCAUACAUCAAGCCAAAAUCGAAAAAAUCUCAAUAG
Drosophila arizonae is the source of this 872-nucleotide messenger RNA. Its product is annotated as very long chain fatty acid elongase F-like. Gene Ontology annotation, molecular function: fatty acid elongase activity. The record is from RefSeq and is a predicted model, not a curated record. NCBI's taxonomy places the organism in Eukaryota, Metazoa, Arthropoda, Insecta, Diptera, Drosophilidae. Gene Ontology annotation, biological process: fatty acid elongation, saturated fatty acid; fatty acid elongation, monounsaturated fatty acid; fatty acid elongation, polyunsaturated fatty acid. Gene Ontology annotation, cellular component: endoplasmic reticulum membrane.